This is a messenger RNA of Myiozetetes cayanensis, 1856 nucleotides long. It is a transcript of the gene NLE1, whose product is annotated as notchless homolog 1. Lineage: Eukaryota; Metazoa; Chordata; Aves; Passeriformes; Tyrannidae. Gene Ontology annotation, biological process: Notch signaling pathway; ribosomal large subunit assembly. Gene Ontology annotation, molecular function: protein binding. Gene Ontology annotation, cellular component: nucleolus. The coding region runs from base 191 to 1627 and encodes 478 amino acids. The record is from RefSeq and is a predicted model, not a curated record. The transcript is spliced from 13 exons.
UCUUCUGUGCAGGAAUUUACCCCUCCCCGGUUCUUGGUGCGAUGCUGACUGAGGAUCCAGCCCAGCCCGUGAGUGACGAGAGGCCCCGGGUUUGGGUGUGAAUAUUGCCCAGGGCUGAGUUCCUUAAGCCGUUGUGCUGCCUGAGGUGGAUGUGGCCAGGUGGAGCGUGAGGCUCGGCUGUCGUUGGGACAUGACGCCGGACGAGGAUGUGCAGCGGCUCCUGAUCCAGUUUCGGGACGAGGCAGGGGAGUCCCUGGGCUCGCCCUUCGACGUCCCGGUCACCAUCACCCCGGACAAGCUGCAGCUGGUCUGCAACGCCCUCCUGCAGAAGGAUGAGCCGGUGCCUCUGGCCUUCUUCGUCCACGAUGCCGAGAUUGUGGCGUCGCUGGAGAAGACGCUGGCGGGGCAGAGCGUGGAGACGGAGAAGGUGCUGGACAUCAUCUACCAGCCGCAGGCGGUGUUCCGGGUGCGCGCCGUGACGCGCUGCACCAGCUCCCUCGAGGGGCACACCGAGGCCGUCAUCUCCGUGGCCUUCAGCCCCACCGGAAAGUACCUGGCGAGCGGCUCUGGAGACACCACUGUCCGCUUCUGGGACCUCAGCACGGAGACGCCGCAGUUCACGGCCAAAGGCCACCGGCACUGGGUGCUCAGCAUCGCCUGGUCACCAGAUGGCAGGAAACUGGCCUCGGGCUGCAAGAACGGCCAGAUAUUCCUCUGGGACCCAGCCACGGGCAGCCAGCUCGGCCGGGUGCUGUCUGGCCACUCCAAAUGGAUCACGUGUCUGUGCUGGGAGCCGCUCCACAUAAACCCAGAGUGUCGCUACCUGGCGAGUGCCUCCAAGGACGGCAGCAUCCGCAUCUGGGACACGCUGAUGGGCAGGUGUGACAAAAUCCUCACGAGCCACACGCAGUCAGUGACGUGUGUGAAGUGGGGGGGCGAUGGUUUGCUCUACUCCUCCUCCCAGGACAGGACCAUCAAAGUGUGGAGGAGCCAGGAUGGCGUGCUGUGCCGCAGCCUGCAGGGCCACGCUCACUGGGUGAACACCAUGGCCCUGAGCACCGACUACGUGCUCCGCACCGGGGCCUUCGAACCCGCCGAGGCCACCAUCAACCCUCAGGACGUCAGCGGCUCCUUGGCAGAACUGAAGGAAAGGGCUCAGCAAAGGUACAACCAAGUCCGGGGCCAGGAACCAGAAAGGCUCGUCUCGGGGUCAGAUGAUUUCACCCUGUUUCUCUGGAGACCAGCAGAAGACAAGAAGCCGCUGGAGAGAAUGACAGGCCACCAGGCAUUGAUCAACCAAGUCCUCUUCUCUCCAGACACCCGGAUAAUAGCCAGUGCUUCCUUUGACAAGUCCAUAAAGCUCUGGGAUGGUAGGACAGGAAAGUACCUGACGUCGCUGCGGGGCCACGUCUCGGCCGUGUACCAGAUCGCCUGGUCGGCCGACAGCCGCUUGCUGGUGAGCGGCAGCAGCGACAGCACCCUCAAGGUCUGGGACGCCAAGACCAAGAAACUGGCCGUCGAUCUUCCCGGCCACGCGGACGAGGUGUAUGCGACGGAUUGGAGCCCGGACGGGCAGAGGGUGGCGAGUGGAGGGAAGGAUAAGUGUUUGAGGAUAUGGCGUCGAUAGGAGCACAGACACGGAGCUGCCGGUCCUGUCCUCAGCACAAUGUGCCUGGAAGAUCUCUGGGAGGAUGGACGAUGGAGGCCAACCCGAGCACGACUCCCUGUUCCUGCUGGCUGCUCUCCCUCGUGGACUCUUUCCUUAUAUUUAUUUAAGGAAAUUUUAAUUCUGGUUCUUAUUAAGAGCUGUGCUUUGCAGGAUGAUUUCCUCUGAACAUUACAGGAGGGAUAUCUCA